Molecule: messenger RNA, 943 nt
Organism: Vespula pensylvanica (western yellowjacket)
Lineage: Eukaryota; Metazoa; Arthropoda; Insecta; Hymenoptera; Vespidae
Gene: mRpL55
Product: 39S ribosomal protein L55, mitochondrial
Exons: 2
Coding region: 217-549 (110 amino acids)
Biological process (GO): translation
Cellular component (GO): mitochondrial large ribosomal subunit
Molecular function (GO): structural constituent of ribosome
Source: RefSeq, a predicted model, not a curated record
AUGUUGCACGCAAUAAACACGGAAAAACACGCAUAGCACGCAGAGAUAUAUUUAUGCUAAAGUUGCGAUAUUAUAUUUUUAAAACGUCGAUAUCUCGAACGAAUGUCGACAGACUUUAUCAACGCGGAUUGGUUGAACGGAGAGAUCACGUGAUCAGCACAGCAUUACAUAGAACGUGGUAUCGACUGCUGGAUUUUCGUCUAUUUAAAUGACAGAAUGAAUACAUCCUUACUUCUGCGUAUCUCAAGGUUUAAACCAAUUCUGGUUAAAAACUUGAAUUGUUGGACAGCAGCUAUAACAAAGAAACACCAGAAUGUUUAUGUAAAUACAUAUCCUACCGUUCUUGUUCUCCCCGAUGGAAGUAGCAUAAACAUUGAAUAUAAUGAACCGAGAAAAAUAAUUGUCCUUCCAAUCGACAUCUCAAAACUUUCGGAAGAACAACAGAAGAUUAUGAUUAGUAAUCGCAAGCCAAAGACUAAGAUCGUUCUAGACGAGGAGCAAGAAGAUGAUUUCAAUGAAAUGAAAUAUAUAAAAAUGAAGAAAGGAUAAUUAAAAAAAAAAAAAAAAAAAAAGAAAAGAAAAAAAAAUACUUCUAAUCAUAUUUAAGGAUUUCUGCAUGUUAAUAAAAUGACAAAAAGAAUUGACGUAAAGCGCAAUAACGUAAUGUUUCACUUCCUUUUUCGUAUUUAUAUUACGUCAAAUGUCGCGCUAUUUAUUGCAAUUGCAAUGCUGUGUUUUUCUUUUUUUCAUUUUUCACGCAUACAUAAUUUACCAGAUGACCUUGUAGAUAGAUAUAACAAUUCAAAGAGCAUGGAAUUGCGUUAACGAAGUAAAUAUCGAAUAAAUUAAAUGUAGAGAUAAUUCAACAACAUUAUGUAAAAUUUGACCAAGUACGAAACCACACGUUACAAUUGUCGUGAUAAUUAUAAAUUACGUAAUCUAA